CGGGCUCCUCUCAGACUUACCGGCUGCAGAUGAAGUUUUCAGUCACACUGCUCGGUGGGACUUUUUUUUUUUAAGGAUUUCACAUUAACCGUCCAGACUCUCUAUCUGCCCACUGACAUGUUGCGAUGUUCCGCGCAGCCUUACAAAACGUGGAUUUGUUUUGGGUAAUUUUGCUGUAUGUUGUUUUUGUGCCGGAGACUGGCUGUGGAUCAGCCGAUGCAGACAGCUGUCAUGAGGUGAAGACAGCUUACAUGAUGCGCCAAAUAGGCCCGGUGGAGCUGGUGCCAGACAGACCGGGGACAGAUGAUUCUCUCCGAGUGUGUGUCCACCCUGGGCCCAGCUGCUGUACUAGUAAGAUGGAGGACAGCUACAUGGCGGCAGUUCGCAGUGAGACUCAGCAGAAGAUGCGAUCCUACAGCUUUGAACUCAAGUACCUGAUUGCUGGACACACCAAGGCUUACCAUGAGACCUUUGAGUCGCUUGUGUCCUUUACAUCUAACCUGACCAGCACUCUGUUUGACAGCGCUUACUCCAGUCUGGCGUCCAACUGUCGCCCCCUUGUGUUUCACCUGUUCAGCGACAUCAAACGCCACCUAUCUGGAGACUCUAAUUCCUCCUUGGACAACGCUGUGAGGCGAUUCUACAAUGAUCUCUUCCCACUGGUCUACCGCCGCCUGCUCAACCCUGGGAUUGGCCACUUGUCAACCCCGUCCUAUUCCUCCCUUUCCACGAAUCACGACGAAUGCCUGCGGCUGACGCGGCAGGAUGUCAGCCCAUUCGGACUUCAUCCUCGCCUUCUUGUCAGCAGCCUAUCCCGGGCGCUCGGGCCCGGUCGAGCGCUGAGCCGACUGUUGCAGCUGGCUGGAGAGGUCGUGAAUGCGACCGAGAAGACAACGUUAUCCAGAGAGUGUGGGCGCGGGUUAGUGAGGAUGCAGUACUGUUCCCACUGCAGAGGCCUCACUCUGAUACGGCCCUGCACUGGACUGUGUGUCAACAUUAUGAGAGGAUGUCUGGUGGGUGUAUCAGAGCUGGGUGCCCCCUGGGGGAGUUUGGUGGUACUGCUCCAACGGUUAGCUGCUACUUUAGCAACCAGCAGCAAUCACAACAGCAUGGAGUUAGCUCUGUUAGCAGUCCGAAACCAUGUGAAUGAUGCCAUACUGCACGCUCAGCUGCAUGGGCCACGCAUCACAGCCACAGUAGAGAAGGUGUGCGGCCCCCAGGCGGCUGGUUCCAUGACGACAAGUACACAACCCACCAUCUUGCACACGACAACACAUGCAGCAUCAGCAACCACAGAGAAGUCAUCUGUGACUUUACCUCCCUCAGUUGAUCCACCCAAUCAUCACCGUUUACAGCUGCAGGCCAGGAGGUCAUUCCCUCUUAAAGGUUCAAGAGGAGACAAGAGUCGAAGCCUGAAAAAACUGUCAAGGGAGUUUCAGGGCUCUAUCCAGCGGUACCAGUGGUUUUUCUCUGAGCUGCCAGAGAUGCUUUGUGAAAGCGAGAUGGAAGUUGAGCAGCACACAUGCUGGAGCGGCCAAGAUGUCGUAGAAAGUUAUGCAGGUCGUGUGGUUGGCAGCACUCUAAAAGCCCAGAAGGAGAAUCCAGAAAUGACCGUCCGUAAUACAGAUCCUGUCCUGAAGGCGGCGAAACAGAAGUUGGAACAGCUAACACAGGAGCUGUUAGUGGAGCUCGGCUGGGCGAGCAAAGCGAGAGGAAGAGGGGAAGAAGAGGAGGGAGGUAGCGCUCAGACGGAUGGAGGCAGCGGAGACGACUGUGAUGAUGAAGAUGGCUGUGAAGCAUCUGGUGAGGAGAGUGGUGAUGAGACCGGUGAUGCACCCAGCGGUCGCAGUCCAGGAACCAAGGACGUGGCUCCUCCUCCUCGACGCCCAGUUCCCCCUCAGCACCUCUCACCUCCCCAGGUGGCUGUUCAUGGCUCGGCCCACACGACGAUGUUUGAACCUUUGACCAUGGUGACCCUGCUGCUCCUACUGCUGUCACCAUGGGAACCACGCUGACCGUGAAGACACAGAUCCAGAGAUGGACAGAGACAGUAAAGGGUGACAGACAGCCACACGCUGUAUGUUAUGUGGCGACGAUGAGUACGUGGAGUUUCUGUGAGCACAGCACAACCGCUCGGGCUGUUUUUUGUUUUGGGUGGUGAAGCUGGUGGGACGAACUGCUGGUUCACCACCGCUGCAGGUGCACAGUAUGCAUUUGUAUUACCUGUACUGACCUCUAUAUGUGUUCAUUUGUAUUUAACUCAGAUAGGAUAGAUUGCACAGCACUACUGACUUUUUUUUUUUGAAGAGAGAUGUAAAUACAAAUAUAUAUAUAUUAUAUAUUUAUAUAAAGAAUUUCUAUAGAUAAAAAAAGGCCUGAUGUGUAAAUAGAGUUUAAUAUAGAACAGAGCAGACUUGGACGUUAAGGGAUGUUUGAUUUGUUUGUUUUGACCUUCAUAAAAGAUGCCUCCCACUGAGAUCAGAGUCCAUGACAGUGAGGGUUCAAGCUGCAGACCUUCACUGUUACCACACCAGUGUACCUACAGUGAAGGAACACUGGUGACGAUUUACUAAUGUGACAGAAAGAGGCUGGAAGAGGACGCUGAAGCACUUUCUUAAAAGGCAAAACAACCAAUUAUGUGAUACUUCAGACACAUUUACAGAUGGUCCUGCAGCAUAAUGAAGACGACCCAUCCAGCCUUUUCUCCCCACACAAACAUGCUCUUUUGCUAAUGCAAGCUGGAUGAUUUUUUUUUUUAAUUUCUUCAACAAGUAUGAUGAGUUUUAAUAGUGCAACACUUUGCUGAAAAACUCUGUGUCCUCUGCAGUUUGUCAUUUCAAGGCAUAUGUGUAUUCUUGGAAAAACUAGGUAAGACUAUUUUCUUCUCAAGAUGUACAGUGUGAAAAAUUGUUAAAGCACUACAGGGAGAUGUGUAACAGCUUUCAACUCAACUUCAAUUACACUUCUUCAACUAGAGAAUAAGAAUAUAGGCAAAAAAAGCACCCAGUGCAAGACAAGAGGCAGAACCAAUCAUCUGCCUUACAAUGAAUACUUUGACGUCUUAUUGUCAUUUGCAAAAACUGAACUGUGGUGUGCUUUUAAAGGCUGGUGGGUCUCCAAGUGUGUAUUAAUCAAAACUGCUCUCUCCUGCAAUUAGAUCAUAUAUAUAAAACAUCCAACAAAACACUGUAUAGUUCAGGGUUUUUUUUUCUAAGUCUGAUAUGUCUUGUGAUCAGAUAAGCCCAGAUCGAAACAUGUGGAGUAAAUGUAAUUCAUAUUAAUUAGGAUUAUCAAAUCCUCCCGGGCUCUCUGUUGAGUCCCUCUCCCCUCAGACUGCACACAACAGCAAGACUGACAACUGGAAUACUGAUUAAAUACACUCAAAGGGUGCAAAUGAACCAACUGAAGGACACGGUGUGCAUUUCUGUCAGUGGGUGAUUGGCUCUCGCCUCUGAUUCAUGUAUUACCUACCUGCUUCCUUGUGGUUUCACGCUGUGGCUGCAGUCAUUUUUGUCUUUGAUGAUUUGCUGUAAAACUUUUAAGAAUGUGUCUGCUUUCAUCACCUGACACGGUUUAUUUAUGAGGGAAUGUGACUGACACAAGAGACGACUCAAGAAAUACCAUUAAGAGCUUAAGUUUGUGAGUUAUCUGGGCAGCCAGCCCAAAUACCAUGUUAGCUAGCGGGGUGCUUUUACAACAUAAUCUUCCAACAAAUGUGCUAUUAUUUGAUUCCUAUUUAAGCGUUAUACCUAAAUGAGAUGAGGUUUUGGAUUCAAGCCAGCCCUCCCAUCCAACUCCAGCUCCUGCGAGGUGACCUUGUGCGUAAACAAACUGCUAAAUGCACACAUGGAGACCCUGAAUAGGAUGAGUGGACAUAGAAAAUAUAUAAGUACACAGUAUUUUCACAAACCGUGGCACUACCAGUAUGGCUAUUGACAUGUUUUGAAGGGGAUUCUAAAAUGAAAAAAAUACAUAUUUUCAUAUAUUUUAUAAGCUUAUGAAGUCUGUUUUAAUUUUUGUUAUAAAAUAUUGUGCUUUUAUAGAGCAAAAUAGUAAAUAUUCAAAUGAAAUUAUCUGGAAUGUGAGGAUAAAACUGAUAAAUUGGGGUUACAAGUUGUUAUUCUGCGCUUGCUCACCCGCUACAGUUGUAAGAAUCUUGUAUAUGAAUUGUAGACACAAUACUUCAACAAUACGCUGACUGUGAGCUUAUGCUGUGUCAUUGCUAAAUAAAAUCAAUAAAUCUACCUUAUCCAAGUUUAACAGCUCUAUUAGUUUAGAAAUCCUAAUUUUUGUUGUUAUGUAGCGGUAUGCAGGGCACCAGGACGCAACAACCGACCUGUUAGCUUCAGCUGUGGUUCAGUCAAACCACUGUGUUCAUGUAAACUAAACCAGUAACUCUGAUGUGCCACUUAAUACUGUAAUGCUGUGUCCCGCUACUCUGUUGUGUCAUUAAUCACCAGUUUGAUAUCCUCAAUAAUAAAUGUGUUUUCAAAUACA
Molecule: messenger RNA, 4497 nt
Organism: Amphiprion ocellaris (clown anemonefish)
Lineage: Eukaryota; Metazoa; Chordata; Actinopteri; Pomacentridae
Product: glypican-5-like
Exons: 11
Coding region: 126-2015 (629 amino acids)
Biological process (GO): regulation of protein localization to membrane; cell migration; positive regulation of canonical Wnt signaling pathway
Cellular component (GO): extracellular region; cell surface; plasma membrane
Source: RefSeq, a predicted model, not a curated record